AUGGACUCAGGGAGUCAGCCUCCGUCUUCGCAGCCUCUGAAGAGGAGACGCAUUACGAGGGCCUGCGAUAGAUGCCAUCACGGGUCUCUUAAGUGUGCACCUGGUCCGACGCCGCAAUCUUGUCAACCUUGCGCUUCAUAUGGCGCUGAAUGCAAAUUCGAUCGACCAUCCAAGCGUCGAGGGCCAACUGCUCGCUCUCGGACUGACAAGGUUACCGGCCAACUGCAGCGGCGGCAAUCACCCACAUGCAGCUUGGUAAUGGGAACGGGCUCGCCAUGGGAAUAUUCUCACGUUGCCGAUACCUUGGUAAUAGAAUACCUGGCAGAUCAAUAUCACCAGAUUGUCUAUCCCAUCCUUCUAUAUUUCCACUGGCCGAGCUUCUACGCAGAUAUUGUAGCCAGGCGAUACCUGUCCGAUCGAUCCUUCUAUGCUUUAACUAUGGCGGUUUGCGCGACUGCCUCCACCCGACUAUCCGGAGAGUUGCCCCCACGCGUUGCAUCGCUUAUAAAGAUCAAGAAUAAUUCGUCGUUGUCGGGCAUGUUUUACACCGCCUGCAUUAAUGCUCUUCCGGUCCUGCAUACGGACGAGGUUGAGUUCAACUUUAUGCGUGCCGAAGCACUGCUGGGCAUGUUAUGUCUUGAAUAUAACAAUAUUCGAGGCUGCCAUGCUCACCUUCAUAGAUAUUUGGCCAUGUGUGCUGAGAUAGGCUUCAAUGAUGAGAGUCAAUGGCCGCCUGGCCUCACCGCCAUUGAAAUUGAAGAGCGGCGUCGGCUGUUUUGGCAACAAUACCACUUUGAUGUCUACCUUGCCACGAUAUUCGGUUCCAGCAUCCGCCAGCGCGGCCAGACGCAAUGCCAGGUCUUAUAUCCGGCUGAGGUGUAUGACGAUAGCGAUAUUGGGGAGACCGACAUGCAUCUCCGAGGGGACGAUCACGUGUCUUUCAUUCGAGGAUGGAACUUUGUAACAGAUCUGUACCGCAUCUUGGAACAUUUCGUUCAGAAAGCACAUCCGCAAUCCUCACAGCAAGGGCGAAGAGGUCGUCUGAUGAACAAAUUGCUCUCCAGUAAUACAGAUCCGGAUACUUGGAACAUUGCCAAUAUCUUGGCCGUCUCGCAGGAAAUGUAUGAUUCGUUACCUGUUGAGCUUAGGGAAGCUCGCCCUUUGACGGGUCAAAUACAUCAAGACAGGUACGGCUUUCAAGCAAUCAACGCCACGAUUACAUUAACCACCCUGAAAAUGGUCCUUGCCCGGACUGAAGACCGUAGCGUUAAUCAGCUGUGCACCAUGGCUGGGGGUUUUCUUGAUGAGCUUUUAACAAUUCCAACGGCGUAUAUACGCUCGACGUCCACGGCUAUGAUUCAUCACCUUGCGGGUGUAGGACAUAUUCUGGGAUAUGUUAUUACUGCACCUUUAUCACAGUGGACGUUUAUUCAAGUACGAUCCGCCCUCUUAGCUAUGGCCGAGCUCAUAAGCAGCCUUGAAACAGCCAUUAAAUCGUCGUCAGAGAUUGCAUUAAAAUUAAGGAAUCAUGUCGCGCGCAUUGACACGUACAUGACCGAGGCCGUGAAGAACAGCAGGCGAAAUCAAAUCAUACAUAGCGCCAUUCCUUCAAAUGAUCCACGUCUGCUCUUUGCGCAAAACGAUUCCCUGUCAGAACAAGAUACUUUGUUACAGGAACGGGAAUUCCCCCUAGGCUCUUCGGAUGCCAGACAGGACAAUGCUUUCACAAGCGAGUCUGACAUUGGACUCAACAGAACACAAAAUGCGGUAUUUAAUGACCCGAUUUUUGAAGGGUUCAAUUUUCAGCUCCCUGACGAACUAUCACUUGAGUGGCCUUUUUAUGCUAGCCAAGGCGACCCCUUCACCUUCCCGAGAAAUAAUACGAGACGAGGACCAAGCUAA
This is a messenger RNA of Trichoderma breve, 1902 nucleotides long. RefSeq names its product fungal specific transcription factor domain-containing protein. Bases 1 to 1902 code for a protein of 633 amino acids. Gene Ontology annotation, molecular function: zinc ion binding; DNA binding; DNA-binding transcription factor activity, RNA polymerase II-specific. Lineage: Eukaryota; Fungi; Ascomycota; Sordariomycetes; Hypocreales; Hypocreaceae. The transcript is spliced from 9 exons. The record is from RefSeq and is a predicted model, not a curated record. Gene Ontology annotation, biological process: regulation of DNA-templated transcription; DNA-templated transcription.